AAUGUGCUCUGCGUUUUCAACUUUACAUCACAAAUUUCACAAUAUUUUGGAAAAAGUCAAGCGAUUUCCCCUUGAAAACGUGGAAAAAUUGACCUUGAAGGAAUCUCAUGAUGUGGGGAGCUGGACACCCACAGCAAUGGUGGCCUGCAAAUUACAUGUAUGCUGGUAUGGAGCAACAAGGCUCGGCAGAAGGGUGGGCGGCAAGAGCAGCAUUGUGGGCUCAACAGCGUCAUGUGGAACAGCACUAUGCCCAACAGUAUCAACAACAACAACAAGUAGACCAACAACAUCCACAGCAAGCAUUUCCCCCUCUUCCUCCUGAAAAUACACCACCUCUCCCCCCAGAAAAUGUCCCACAUGCACCCCAUCUCCCUGAUAACCCACCUGUUCCUCACCCCCCGGGUGAACCACCCACGUCAGACUUUCAUGAUAGCGACCUGGAGGGUGGAGAAAAUGACCAGUUGUAUCCCCCUGGGGAAGACCCCGGCCCUGAGCUUCGCAAAGAUGAGACAUCGGACAACAUUGAGGUGGCCCCCAUGGAGGAGGAUGAUAUUGGCCAACCAGAACAUCAGAACCAGCAAGAUCACCAUGGUGAUAGUCACCACAGUGAUAGUCAUCACCAUGACGAUCAGAAUAAGAAUAACCAUGCUGUUCACUAUGAUAACCAUCCUCAGAAAGAAUUUCAUGGUCAACAACAUGCCAAUCAAUUUGAGAAUUAUGACCAUCAAGUACCACAGCCAUAUGGUAACCAUCAUCACCAUCAAGGACACUACCAACCUCCACCAGCAGAACCCCAUAGUGGCUUUCCACAAGAACACUACCCCAGUGAUGGUCAGUUUCAGAACUUCAACCACGGUGCGGCAGCGCAUCAACCAUUUCAAGCAGAGGAAAGCAACUACCAACAGUAUGAUUACAACAACCAGCAGGCUUAUGGUCAUUUUGACCAGUAUGAACAAGGUAGGCAACAGGAGUACCAGCCACAGCCAAAACCACUGUUACAAACAGAGAUACCCAUCAGCAGUCUGCCAAGCCAUGUUGUUCAAACUGAAUCAGAAACUGUGAAACGCAAGGCUAUCCCUCAGUGGAUACGAGAGGCGUUAGAGAAACGAGAGAAAGAUAAACAGAAGCAGCUGGCGAAACAGCAUGAGGAUGAGAGUGCUCCAGUUGUUAAACAGGAGGAUGUUGAAGUGGAUAAAAAAGAUGAAGUGAAAGAAGAAGAAGUUGAGCCAGAGGAAAAGAAGCCAUUCUUUAAAAUCAAGAAAAGAAAGUCCAGAUUCGCUCCACAGUCGGACAGCGAGGGAGAGAGCGAGAAAGCUAAGGACAAGUCAAGAAAGAAGAAGUCAGAUGAUGAACGAUCGCCAAGAAAACAUCGCUCAGAAGAGGAAGAUAACUGGAAGUCAGAGGAGGACAAACAGAAGGAAAAGCUAAUCAAGGUACGGAAAAUGUUGACAGAUGUCUUAUUAACGGUAACGGGCGAAGAGAUAAAAGCAGUUGCACGUGAAACUUUAGCUGCUAGAAAAGCUUCACGGCUCUCUUCGUCCUAUGGUUCUAGUGCAAAGCUGAGUGGGAGUCGAGGCCUUGUUCAAUACGAUCGAGGUUCUGGUUCUGACUCGUCCAGUGAAGAAAAUAACGACGUCAACAAAUAUGAUGAACAAGAUGGGGGGAAAAGUGGCGGGAAAAUGAGCGAAUCUCGCGCUCUGGAGGAUGGAACAAAAGAGCGCGAUAAAAAAGACAAGAAGCGUCGGAAGUCGAAACAUGAGAAACACGAGAAAUCGUCCAGUAAUCGGGAUAAGUCGUCUCGGCGAAAGAAAAAGCCAAAUCAAAGUCGUGAGCCAUCGUAUGAUAGUCGGGAUGAAACUUCUCAUAAAAGGGAUAAAUCAAAAAGUCGGGAGAAGUCGUCAGGUCAUGAUCGAGAGAAGUCGCCUAGUCGAAAAGAUCGGUCGCCUGAUGACCGGGAUAGGUCGUCUUAUAGUCGGGAUGAUUCGCCUAGCGCUCGAGAAAAAAGUUCGCGCGGGAAAGGUAAGUCCUCCCAUAAGACGAGCAAAAAAAGGAAGCGAUCAUCACAUAGUCGAGAAAGAUCGCCUGAGAGUCGAGAACACUCGCCAGCAGGUGAGAGUAAGUCUGCUAGAAAAAAGAAUAAGUCGGGCAAAGAUCGGGAUAUAUCGCCUCAGAGUCGAGAACAUUCUCCGUCUGUCGAAAAUAGCAAGUCAAAGAAGCAUAAAUCUGGUAAAAGUAAAGAUAGGUCAUCACCAAGCAGGGAUGCGUCUCCUGAGACUCAGGAAGAAACGUACAAGAGCAAAGACAAGACUCAUAGAAGAGAAAAACUUUCGCCAACUCCUGAAAAAUCUCAAUUUGACGAGGAUCAGAAAGCUAAGAAGAAACACAAGUCGGGCAGGAGUCGGCAUCGUUCGCCAGAUAGUCGAGAAAUGUCGCCCCAAAGUCGAGAACACUCGGUUGAUAGUAACAAUAAAGACAGUGGGUCAUCUCAUAAACGAGACAGGACCGUGCGGGGCCGGAAGGGGUCGCCGCAUAGCGAGGAGCGCUUGACUCAGUCAAGUCAAGGAAAGCACAAAUCGUCUCAUAAGUCGUCCCGUAAUCGGGAGUUGUCGCCCGAAAGUCGGGAUGACUCUGCUCUGAAAGAACGUUCGCAAAGUCCGGAGAACGAAAAGUCGAAAAAGCGAAGAAAAUCAGGUGAAGUUAAGGAUAGGUCGAAAUAUAGCGAUGAAGAGGUAGCCGUGAAGGAUGAGUCUUCACGCAAGCACGGGAAGUCCCGGGAAAGCCGAAACAAAUCGAGAUAUAAUGAUGAAGAUGACGAUGAAGAAUCGUCUCGAGGUCGUGACAGGCCGGAGCGCAGUCGUGAUAGAUCGGGAAAAGGUCGAGAUAAAUAUAAAUCCGGAGAUGAUGAUGGCGUUGAAGAUACGCCUCGGAAACGCGAUAGAUCGAAACGAAGCCGAGAUGGAUCGGAGCGUAGUCGUGAUGGAUCGGAAGAAAGUCGCGAGAGUUCUGGCAGUCGGGACAGGUCGUCGAAGAAAGAAAGUCGAAAGCGAAAAGAGAAACGAGAUUCGGAUAAAAACAAACACGGAAGUGCUUCUGAGGAUUCCCCGGAGAAACAACGAAAAGCAAGGAAAAAGAACAGAGAUCAGAGUGAGUCGGAAGAUAGCGGAGAAAAACGAGAGAGUCGGAAGAAAGAAAAGACGGAUGAGACUCGGAAUAAAAACAGAGAUCGGAGUGAGUCGGGAGAUAACGACGAGAAACGAGAGAGUCGGAAGAAAGAUAAGUCGGAUGAGACUCGGAAUAAGAACAGAGAUCGGAGUGAGUCGGAAGAUAGCGGAGAGAAACGAGAGAGUCGGAAGAAAGAGAAGUCGGAUGAGACUCGGAAUAAGAACAGAGAUCGGAGUGAGUCGGAAGAUAGCGGAGAGAAACGAGAAAGUCGGAAAAAAGAGAAGUCGGAUGAGAAUCGGAAUAAGAAGAAAAAACGUAGAAAACGAAGUGAGAGUUCUUCAGAUCAUAGGUCGUCUGUAGAGAGCGAUGAACAGCUUGAACAAGACAGUAGUGAUAGUUCGUACAGCAGUCGGAGUCGAAAGAAACACAAGUCAAAGAAACGGAAGGAUAAAAAGGCGAAGGAGAGGGAUAGAUCAGCGAGUUCCCGAAGUUCCAGUCCCGAAGUGAAGAAAAGAAAGGGGGACAAGAAGGAACACAAGAAGUCGAGACACAAAUCUAGAUCGCCACACAAGAAAAGAACCUGACAUGCAGCAGACGGUGUAAAUGUAGAGUGAAUUUUUUUUAUUAUGUAAAUUGAAAAUAAAACAUCCUGUAGAAUUUGU
Messenger RNA from Dendronephthya gigantea, 3824 nucleotides. RefSeq lists its product as uncharacterized. Lineage: Eukaryota; Metazoa; Cnidaria; Anthozoa; Malacalcyonacea; Nephtheidae. Gene Ontology annotation, molecular function: RNA binding. Bases 108 to 3746 code for a protein of 1212 amino acids. Gene Ontology annotation, cellular component: nuclear speck; presynaptic active zone. The transcript is spliced from 10 exons. The record is from RefSeq and is a predicted model, not a curated record.